AUGGCACAGAACUCUUCCCCGGGUUUAGUCCCGAUCAUCCACACCGAGAGACCGGGCACCCCCAAAAUGUCCCACGAGGAAUUCGAGGUGUCCUCGCCGACCGAUUUGACCUUCCGACAGUCCGGGGCCGCCGACCGAACCGCGUUCGGCGGCAGUGCCUUCGAGGGAGCCCCCGCGGGGGGCUCACUGUUCAGUCGCAGUCCGUUCCAGCAGGCCCAGGAUGGCGACGAGCUGGAGGGGGAGCUGGCCCCUCUCCCAGCCCGAUCUGCACAACAAGGAUUCCCCAGUAAUUACGCGCUGGGCCGACGCACCUCCGUCUCUGCCGAAUCACUAAACCCCACCGAAGCCGGCUCAGACAGCUGGUCCCCCCCGCACCACCCCAAGACCGAAGAGCAGGUUUCUCGGCUCAAAAGCGCCGUCAGUAGCAACUUCCUCUUCUCCCACCUCGAUGACGAUCAAUUCACCACCGUCCUCCACGCCCUCGUGGAGAAGCCCAUCCCCGCCAAGGACAUCAAGGUCAUCUCCCAAGGCGACGCCGGGGACUACUUCUACAUCGUGGAACAGGGCUCCUUCGACAUCUACAUCCACUCCUCAGGGUCCGUGCAGCCCGGUCCCGAGGGUCUGGGCACCAAGGUCGCCUCGACCGGUCCCGGUGGCUCCUUUGGUGAGCUGGCACUGAUGUAUAAUGCCCCGCGCGCGGCCACAGUGAUUUCCACAGAGCCCAAGAGCACCCUGUGGGCUCUGGAUCGCAUCACCUUCCGCCGCAUUCUCAUGGACUCGGCAUUCCAGCGACGUCGCAUGUACGAGGCCUUCCUCGAGGAAGUCCCGUUGCUUUCCUCUCUGAAACCCUAUGAGCGCUCCAAGAUCGCCGAUGCCCUCGACACAAUCAAAUACCCGGCCAAUUCCACCAUCAUCCACGAAGGCGACCCCGGUGAUGCUUUCUACCUGCUCGAGUCGGGUGAAGCCGAAGCGACAAAGAACGGUGUCGCCGGACCCGUCAAGAGCUACCACCGUGGUGAUUACUUUGGAGAGCUUGCACUGCUUGACGACAAGCCUCGCCAGGCGAGCAUCACGACCAAGACAGAUGUGAAGGUGGCGCGGUUGGGUCGGGAUGGAUUCAAGCGACUUCUUGGGCCUGUGGAGGAGAUGAUGAGACGCGCCGAAUAUGAGUUGGAUGCGAGCAAGUCUCCAGUCUCCAAAUGA
Molecule: messenger RNA, 1203 nt
Organism: Penicillium olsonii
Lineage: Eukaryota; Fungi; Ascomycota; Eurotiomycetes; Eurotiales; Aspergillaceae
Source: the annotation of a GenBank genome assembly